AUGUCGAGUCAGUGGAUUAUUUUUGUUGUUGUUGUCGCAGUGACUAUCCUCUCAAACGGAGUUAAAAGUGAAAAACAAAGUACCCAAAACCUUUUGGAGAAAGGCGAUGAACAGUUGAAUCUUAUUUUGGACGCCAUAAAUGAGGUCGAACGUCAGCGGGUACAGGAAAAUAUUAAAGUCCCCAAUUCGGAUACAAUUAAACAGCGGCCAAACAGCAAAAGAUUGAGAUGGAAUCGAAGGAGGAUUUUGCCAGAUCCCGAAGGUCCUGAGAAGAGUGGGAGUCGAGCUUGGGCUGUGCCCUCGUCGAUAACCGUAAUUCAAGGCAAUCCUGAUUACCUCAAUGUGAACAACUAUACACCCGCUCCUUCUCCUUGGUGGUACAACUAAACUAUAGAUAUCCUAACUUAAUUGUAAAAAUAUAUUUUUUGUUUAAGUACUCAGAUGUAGAAUAAAUAUAU
This is a messenger RNA of Drosophila subpulchrella, 458 nucleotides long. RefSeq lists its product as uncharacterized. The record is from RefSeq and is a predicted model, not a curated record. Bases 1 to 387 code for a protein of 128 amino acids. The transcript has a single exon. NCBI's taxonomy places the organism in Eukaryota, Metazoa, Arthropoda, Insecta, Diptera, Drosophilidae.